CUGACGCUGGUAGUCGCUCAGAUGCAUAGCUCACAUGACGCUGGUGUUUCCUGCUGCGGUUUCCAGAACUAAACAAAUCUGACCUAGUGCGUUUAUCAGAUGUAGAUUUGGCACAGCAGCUUGGAACACAUCGUAUACGACAGCACUGUAACGACAGUUAUCUGAAGAGUCCGUUUGAAGACGCAUAUUGCACAGUCUAGCAUCAUCUGUUUUUGUAUCGAGUGUGUUUAUGAUUUAACGUUACUUUGGAAACAUGAGCCCCAUCAUCCGCAAACAAAACACUCCCAGCGGGGCGAUUUUUAGCCUGCUGUUAGCUCUCAGUAUACAUCAGACUUUGACCGCUGAUGUGACACCCACUGUGGUCACCCCUGAAACCAACUCUCCUCCGGCUUCUCCUGCCACCCCAGGACCCCCUGAAAAAGGCACUUACAAUGUCACCAAUGCAACUGACGUGGUCUGUCUCUUGGCACGGAUGGGACUGCAGCUCAAAAUUAACUUUAUUUCGAGCUCUAGUGGCAAGACUGUCCAGGAGGUCUUGAACCUGCAUCCAAGCCUGGUUAAAUCCUCUGGAUCCUGCGAUCCAGACAGUGCGACUCUCAUACUCACUGAAGACAACAUCACUCUAACUUUCAGCUUCUCUUUGAAUUCCACAUCAGACAAAUAUCAUCUUAGUGGGUUGGAGUUGUCAGCCGCAUUGCCUAAUAUGACUAAGCGCACUGUCUUCAGGAACACCACUCUGAACUACAUGGUGGGAACUCUGGGCCACUCUUAUAUGUGUCAGAAGGAGAAGAGCUUGAGCGUUACACAGGAUUUCUCUCUCAACACCUUCCAGCUUCAAGUGCAGCCUUUCGGAGUCAAUGGAGAUUUUGGAGCCGCUGAGGAGUGUGAUCUAGAUGAGGACGACAUGUUGAUUCCCAUUAUUGUGGGUGCUGCCUUGGCUGUUCUUGUGCUCAUAGUGAUCCUGGCCUACCUUAUUGGCAGGAACAGAAGUCAUGCGGGCUACCAGACCAUCUAACCUCAAGUAAUCUUUAAGCCAGGAUGUGUAGGCUCCACCGAUUUCUGCUCUCAUCUGGACUCAGCAACACUAUACAACUGCAGCUGCCUAGUUUUUAACCCACUGUGCACUAUCCAGGUGUCUCACCCUCUCACCGUGGACCGGUGGACCUGCACUUCCUGGACUUCCUGGGUUUUUGUUGUAUUAUGUUAAACAUUGUAUAAUUAUUGCAUACUUAAGUGUGCAGGGCAAAAUGCGAAGGUAUUGUUUGCUGGAACCAGAUUAUGCUUAUCUAGAGGAAUGCCUGGAGUUUGUUGUCAUUAAGGCUUAAUCUGGGAACAGAAAGCAUAUUAUCUGUUUGGUACCUCAUUUUCUUAAAUUUAACCUCAUGUGUUUAUUUAUAAAAAAAAUACAAGCAUGGAAACUGAUAAUGUUGUUACAGUUACAUGCUCUGUCUAAAAGGGACUAGAUAUUUAACAAUACUUCCUGAUCUCAAACUACUGUCUGUGAUUUCUGAAGUUCUCAUUUGGGGUUGAACACUAUACAAGACUCAGCUUUUGACAUUCAUUAUUCAUUAUGAAUUCAAUAAUAAUACUAACAAAGCCUUACCUGACAGUAUUCACCUGACAAAUGGAAUAUCCACUUUCUAAAGUAGAACACCCUUCAAUAUCACUAUAUAGCUUAUAUAGUUUCCCUCUCGUACUACAUAUCAAAACUAUAUACCCUGCUUGCUUCCAUUAAGCAUUGCAUUUGCACUCAUUCAGAAAUGUUAAAAGGGAAAUUCUAGAGUGAGGAAAUAUUAUGGUUUUGCACUACUGGAUGGAUAAAGAGUAUAAUUCACACUAACACAACAGGAAGUUCUGAAUAACUUGAGCUAGGUUUAGACUAUUAUAUAUCCAGGUAAAUGGUUAACUGUUACAAAAACAAGGAGUGCACUGUUAAACAUGCUGUCAUAUUGUGGAUGAAUCUUUCUCCUUUCUGAUGCACCUUCAUAUGCAAUGACUGCAUAAAUUGAGUUUUUUUUUUUUUGGAUAUUGAAGUGUUGCCUUGACUGCUAGGAUGUUCAUGUUGUUUUAAGGGAAUGCGAUUCUACGUUUUUUUAAAUAAAAUGAGUUUGCUUGUUAUA
This is a messenger RNA of Carassius gibelio (silver crucian carp), 2120 nucleotides long. RefSeq names its product lysosome-associated membrane glycoprotein 1-like. NCBI's taxonomy places the organism in Eukaryota, Metazoa, Chordata, Actinopteri, Cypriniformes, Cyprinidae. The coding region runs from base 254 to 1015 and encodes 253 amino acids. The record is from RefSeq and is a predicted model, not a curated record. Gene Ontology annotation, cellular component: membrane. The transcript is spliced from 6 exons.